CACCGACAGCUCGACCCCGUGGAAGUGAACUCCGCACUCCUGCCGACCUCUUUGUCCCAGCCGCGCCCGUGCAUGGAGAUCGGGGAGGCAGGCAGCUGGCGCCCCGUCCGGCUACAGGGCUCCCGGGCACGGUCGCUGAAUGGUGGGAAAGACUUGCAGCCAGACGACGAGGAGAAGAGCCUCCAGGACCGCGAGCAGCUGAAGGAGACGGGCGGAGCACGGGUCCAGGCUAGCGCAGCAGGCUUCGAAGGAGUCGAGCCGAAGGAGCAGAAGCUGGGAGUGAAGGGCGCGGGCCUGUCGAGGGACUUCUCAGGGGGGGCAGCGCGCUGCUGCCCGAAGGUCGUCGCGGAGCUGAAGAAGGAGACCAAGGGUGCCAGGGGGCUGGACAGGGAUCGCGAGAAGAAAGUCGACGAGGAGUCCGUGGCGAUGGCGCAUCAGCGUCAGACAUGGGGCCCGCCAGCGCCAGUGGUGUACGAGGCGAUGAUGGAGAAUACCAGCACAAAGGAGAUCGGAGCCAUGAAUCGCAAGUCGCUAGAGGCCGUGAAAAUGACGUUCACAGAUGUGCCACCAGACUACCCCCGACUGUGCCGCUUCGAGUCAUGCAAGGACGACAAAACGAUCAAGCUAGCGACUGCCUUGGACGAUCUAGCCGAAGAACGAGUGGUCCUGGACAGAUUCAAGGCCAUGGGGGCGAUAGUCAUCCAGGGGAUG
Prorocentrum cordatum is the source of this 711-nucleotide messenger RNA. The record is from the annotation of a GenBank genome assembly. NCBI's taxonomy places the organism in Eukaryota, Dinophyceae, Prorocentrales, Prorocentraceae.